GACAUCCCGACUCAGCAAAGCCAAAGAAAGAAACCAGAAACAGCAGACCAGACCAUUCCAUUCCAUUCCAUUUCGCAUUCUCUACUACAGACUCGCAGAGAUGGUGAAGAGAGACAGAGAGGACGCGGAGGUCGAAGCCCUGGCCGUGGCCAACUGCUUGAUGCUCCUCCCCCGAGUCGGCGAGUGCGCCGACUCGAACCGCGAAUCGCGGUCUACAGAGCGGAUGUUCGCGUGCAAGACGUGCAACCGCGAGUUCUCCUCAUUCCAGGCGCUCGGAGGGCAUAGAACCAGCCACAAGAAGCAGAAGCUGAUCCCCGGCGGCCUCUUCCACCUCGGCUGCACCGCGGAUUCCUCGCCAGCCAAGCCGAAGAGGCACGAGUGCUCGAUAUGCGGCCUCGAGUUCCCGAUGGGCCAAGCCCUUGGCGGUCACAUGAGGAGGCACAGGGCCGCCAUGGCGGAGGGCUUGGCGGCAGAGGCGGCGAAGCCUGUGCCGGUGUUGAAGAGAUCGAAUAGCAAGAGAGUCAUGUGCUUGGAUUUGAACUCGUCGCUGAUGGAGGACGACUUGACCUUGCGUUUAGGAAAGGUUGCGCCGCCUUUGGUGCUAGAUCUCCUUCUGUAGGCCCGAGAGAACGUAGAUUGAGUACAGAGCAGUUCUUAGUCGGUGCCUUACUGUUCUUCUUUUUUUGCUAUUUUGGAUUCAUUGAUUGAUAUAUUGAAUUAGACACUGCAUUUUGCCAGCGAGUACAUAUGCGGCUAUAUUUGGACUAAAUAAACAGGGUCUCUCUCUGUUCAAAAAAAAAAAAAAAAAAAACAGGGUCUCUCUCUAUUUUUAUGUGG
Molecule: messenger RNA, 837 nt
Organism: Eucalyptus grandis
Lineage: Eukaryota; Viridiplantae; Streptophyta; Magnoliopsida; Myrtales; Myrtaceae
Product: zinc finger protein ZAT8
Exons: 1
Coding region: 101-619 (172 amino acids)
Source: RefSeq, a predicted model, not a curated record